This is a messenger RNA of Anguilla rostrata (American eel), 2879 nucleotides long. It is a transcript of the gene actr2a, whose product is annotated as actin related protein 2a. The record is from RefSeq and is a predicted model, not a curated record. Gene Ontology annotation, molecular function: actin filament binding. The coding region runs from base 88 to 1272 and encodes 394 amino acids. Gene Ontology annotation, cellular component: actin cortical patch; Arp2/3 protein complex. Gene Ontology annotation, biological process: Arp2/3 complex-mediated actin nucleation. NCBI's taxonomy places the organism in Eukaryota, Metazoa, Chordata, Actinopteri, Anguilliformes, Anguillidae. The transcript has 9 exons.
AAACCCUUUCCGGGAGCCGGGGUAGCGAUUUCCGGCUUGCUGAAGAAAGUUGAGCAGGAGAGGUCUGCAGGUUCUUGGAUUCCGAAAAUGGACAGUCAAGGAAGGAAAGUGGUGGUUUGUGACAAUGGAACCGGGUUUGUGAAGUGCGGCUAUGCGGGCUCCAACUUCCCCGAGCACAUCUUCCCCGCGCUGGUGGGCCGGCCCAUAAUCCGCUCCACCGCCAAAGUGGGCAACAUCGAGAUCAAGGACCUGAUGGUGGGGGAUGAGGCGAGCGAGCUGCGGUCCAUGCUGGAGGUGAACUACCCGAUGGAGAACGGCAUCGUGCGGAACUGGGACGACAUGAAGCACCUGUGGGACUACACCUUCGGGCCCGAGAAGCUCAACAUCGAAUCGCGCAACUGCAAGAUCCUGCUCACCGAGCCUCCCAUGAACCCCACCAAGAACCGCGAGAAGAUCAUCGAGGUAAUGUUCGAGACGUAUCAGUUCUCUGGGGUUUACAUUGCUAUCCAGGCUGUUCUCACGCUCUACGCCCAAGGUCUCCUGACGGGCGUGGUGGUGGACUCGGGCGACGGCGUGACCCACAUCUGCCCCGUCUAUGAGGGCUUCUCCCUGCCCCACCUGACCCGGCGACUGGACAUCGCCGGGAGGGACAUCACUCGCUACCUCAUCAAGCUGCUGUUGCUGAGGGGCUACGCCUUUAACCACUCGGCGGACUUUGAGACGGUGCGCAUGAUGAAGGAGAAGCUGUGCUACGUGGGCUACAACAUCGAGCAGGAGCAGAAGCUGGCGCUGGAGACCACCGUGCUGGUGGAGUCCUACACGCUCCCGGACGGCAGGGUCAUCAAGGUGGGGGGGGAGAGGUUCGAGGCCCCCGAGGCCCUGUUCCAGCCCCACCUCAUCAACGUGGAGGGGGUGGGCGUGGCCGAGCUGCUCUUCAACACCAUUCACGCGGCUGACAUCGACACCAGGGCGGAGUUCUACAAGCACAUCGUCCUGUCGGGGGGCUCCACCAUGUACCCCGGCCUGCCGUCCCGCCUGGAGAGGGAGCUGAAGCAGCUGUACCUGGAGCGCGUGCUCAAGGGCGACGUGGACAAGCUGUCGAAAUUCAAGAUCCGGAUCGAGGACCCGCCCCGGCGCAAGCACAUGGUGUUCCUGGGCGGGGCGGUGCUCGCCGACAUCAUGAAAGACAAGGACAACUUCUGGCUGACGCGCCAGGAGUACGAGGAGAAGGGGAUGCGCGUUCUGGAGAAACUGGGGGUCACCGUCAGAUAAACCGGGGACACGCGGCCCCCCUCGGCCUCCCUUCACCCCCCCACCACCCCACCACCCCACCACACACCCAUCUGUCCGUCUUCCACCUCUUCUUUUUGUUCUUCUCUCGCUUAUUCCUUAGAACCACUCAUCCAUCGCGAGGAGAAAGAGAGAGAGAGGGAGGAAGGGAGAGAGGGAGGGAGGGAGGGAGGGAGGGGUGUGGCUUUGAGGCGGGGUUUAAGGGGGAGGGGAUUGGGAGGGUUCACUUGUGGGCCGGUUGGCGUGGUUACGACGGUUUUUUUUUUUCUUUUUCUUUUUUUCUCCCCGGGAAAGUUUCUAUUUUCUGCCCCCCCACUCGUAUCUAAAUGCCAAAAAUAAAAUGAAAUAAAAAGUUUUUUUAAGUAGAAAGUAAAGGAAGAAAAUCCACCUAGAAUAUGGUUUUGUGAUUAUUACCUCUGGCCCUGGCGUGCUGGAGGUGCCCCAGUAACGGCUUUCUCUAGGCAAGCUGCUCGCUGUCAGUGUUCUAGCCUUCUCUCUCUCUCUCUCUCUCUCCCUCCUCUUGUCCAUUCCUUUGCUUUUUACAGAAAUAUGUCUUUCUAGGAUAUUAUCUUGUGAGGCACUGUAGGAUAAGUGCCCCACUCACCCACACCCAGUGUUGUUGUUUGUUGAGGGGCAUGGGGGUGGGAACAUUGGUGUUGGUGGGGGUCAGAGGGCAUGUGGGUGUGGCCCAGCCGUUCUCUAGUCACAUGGUACACCCUUUCCCCGUGGCUGGGCCGGAGCGUACAGUCAGCUUCCUUGACUCUAAAUCGAUUGGAAUUCUCUUAGCUGUGCUCUCGCUGUCCCCUCCCAGUAAGAAGGCAUUUCAUUCCACGAGGGGGGAACCCGAGAGGCAUUCGGUUCCGGUCAGGACAUUUUUCUUUUUUUAUUUUUUAAUGCUGUUUUUUUUAUUUUUUAUUUUUUGGUGGGAAGGAGGGAGAGGUUUGCUUUCUUUCUGUUAGAUACUGAAUUGUUUUUUUUUCCUUGUGAUUUUUUUUUGUUUGUUUUAUUUUAUUUUUUUGCGUUUUUAUUUUUAUAGGAUUUUUUUUUUUUUUUUGCAGUGCAUUACUUCCAUUUUCUCUGCGCAAGAAUGUGUAGUCACAUGAUGUACGAUGACCACCGCUCCACACAGAGCUUCGGAUAAGUCCUCCCGUUUUACUGAGAAUGAAUCACCCUGAAUGAUGACACAGGGGUGUCCUGCUCUUAAAUCUAGUGACAUUAGUUUUUUUAUGUGGCGAGGGAGGGGUGGGGGUGUGGUUGUGGGAGGGGGGGGGGGGGGGGUGGCUAUGCGGGGGAAGUGUUUGUAAUAUUAAUAAGGAGUUGAUGUCAUUAGAGAAGGAGACAGUGUAAAAGCUGUUAUUUAAGUUCUUGGGCUCUCAUGUGUAUAUUGGAGUCACUUCAUGGUCUGUAUGUAUAUUUUCUUUACCCCCCAUAAAUGUUCAUCCAGUGCCAAGCGCAGUUAUUGUAACUGGAUUUGUUUUUUUUUUUUUUGGUUUUGUUUUGCUUGUUUUUGUUUGAUUCGUUUUUUGGUUUUGUUCAUAGCAAAACUGCCUAACGCUGAUUUAAAUAAAACAAAAGUGAUUUAUAAAUAA